AGUUUUUAUCUGGCACCAAAGCAGCACCCCUAAAAAUCCAUUUGCACCUUAAAGGAAGGAGAUGGCACCAGGAAAUUCCUUUUUCUGGGAAAUGGGAGAGGGUUUUUCUGUUGAAAAUUGUCCUGGGGGUGGGUUACUCCCCCUCCCUGUGCUUCAUCACUGGGGUAUUUCCCCCUUUUGACACUUUCCCUUUGGUUUUUGGGUUCCUUUUAGGAGCUGUAGCUCUCCUGCCCCCGUGGAAGUGUGACUGGUAUGGGUAAUGGUGUGAGAGAAGGUCCAGUGGAAUUCCAGAGGGAUGUGGAGCCCAUCACAGCCCGAAUUCCAGCAGAGGAUAACCAGGAGAAGAAGAAAGUGCUGAACUCCCUGAUGUCUGGGGCACUGGCUGGGGCUGUGGCUAAAACUGCAGUGGCUCCUCUGGACAGGACAAAAAUCAUGUUCCAAGUGUCUUCAAAAAGAUUUUCUGCCAAGGAAGCAUACAGGCUGAUUUAUCACACCUACCUCAACGAGGGCUUCUGGAGCCUGUGGAGAGGGAACUCGGCCACCAUGGUGCGGGUGAUCCCCUAUGCCGCCAUCCAGUUCUGCGCCCACGAGGAGUACAAGCAGAUCCUGGGCAAUUACUACGGAUUCCAGGGAAAGGCACUGACACCUUUCCCUCGCUUCAUUGCCGGCUCCCUGGCUGGCACCACGGCUGCCAUGGUCACCUACCCGCUGGACAUGGUCCGUGCCCGCAUGGCCGUCACGCCCAAGGAGAUGUACAGCAGCAUUGUCCACGUUUUCAUCCGGAUAUCCCGGGAGGAGGGGCUGAAAACCUUGUACAGGGGCUUCACUCCCACCAUCCUGGGGGUCAUCCCCUACGCCGGCCUCAGCUUCUUCACCUACGAGACGCUGAAGAAAGUGCACGCAGAGCACAGCGGCAGGGCGCAGCCCUCGCCCCCCGAGCGGCUGCUGUUCGGGGCGUGCGCCGGCCUCAUCGGCCAGUCGGCCUCGUACCCGCUGGACGUGGUGCGGCGCCGCAUGCAGACGGCCGGCGUGCUGGGCCACACCUACAGCUCCAUCCUGCUCACCAUGCAGGACAUCGUCAGGGAGGAGGGACUGGUCAGGGGCUUGUACAAAGGGCUCAGCAUGAACUGGGUGAAGGGCCCCAUCGCCGUGGGCAUCAGCUUCACCACCUUCGACCUGACGCAGAUCCUGCUCCGCAAGCUGCAGCACGGCCCCGCCCUGGACAGGUAGUGGCUGCACCUGCAGGGAAAAUUCAUUCUUCCGUUCUUCCCACCUGCUCCUGCAGCUGGGAACUCACCCGUUUUUUGGGUUGGUUUGUUGUUUUUUGUUGUUCCCAGAUUUUUUUCCCCCCUUCAUGAUUUUGAAGCCUAAUCGUUCUCUAAGCGAAAAAAAAUUCCUGAUCCUGCAGAGCUGAGUCCUCCAAAGCAGCUGCCUCAGCCUUGUGAUGGACUCUGCCCCACCUAUGCUGCUCCUGGCUCCUCACCUGGGCAGGUGGAGGUGCUGGGUGAUGGAACAGGGGGCUCAGAGCUCUGGGGAAGGAAUUCCUGCACCUGGGAAGGGGCAGUGCUGCAGCUCCCUGCAGCCUGCCAAGUGCAAUAUCCCGGGGCAGAGAGGGAAUUCCAGAUUCCUGGAGGGAAUUCUAGACUCCUGGAGAGGGAAUUCCACAUUCUUGGAGGGAAUUCCAGAUUUCUGCAGAGGAAGUUCCAGAUUCUUGGAGGGAAUUCCAGAUUCCUGCAGAGGAAAUUCCAGACUCCUGGAGAGGGAAUUCCAGAUUCCUGCAGGGAAUUCCAGACUUCUGGAGAGGGAAUUCUGGAUUUUUGGAGGCAAUUCCAGAUUCCCCUGGCCUGUGGAAGUAGGCAAGCCCAGUACACUACACUGAAUAUUUCUCUGGCUGGGAAUGCUGCCCCUUUCUCCAUGAUUUUUUUUUUUAUUUUGGCUUGAGCUGCAUCAACACCCCUCAUUUGUGGUGUCCCUCUGAGAUUACCAAAGACUGGAGGCAGCAGAGGAAGGGGAAUUUGCAGAAUUUAUAGUUUUGCAAAUUACAAACAGAAUUUUCCUCUGUGUGUGGUCAGUGUGGCUGUGCCUGCAUUCCCAAACUGGAUCCACUCCCAGCUGCAUUUUUGUGUUUUCCUCCUGUGCUGCCCUCCCUGGAGAAGGCAGAAUUUCCCAGGGGAUACACUGGAAGGAAGGAGCUGUUCCAUCCUUCAAAACCCCAUUUUUUUUGUUUUCAUUCAGUAUUAAUCUCUGCUCUAUGCACCGUGUGAGAACAAAUCCUCAAAAAAAAAUCCCUUUAAAAAAAAAAAAAAAACAAAAAAAGCUGAGCCCAGCUCCUGGCCCUGCUCCUGGUUGUCCUUUUUUGGUACCUGCUGUGUAGGUUGUGUCACCUCUGUUCAUUAACUCAUCCCUAAAAUUCCUCUUGGGAUUUAAUCCUUGUGGGCACCACAGCUUUGACCCUACAGUGCCAAUCACUUCCAGCUGGGGUUUGACAACAAAUGGUCAAGAACCUCUUAGUGUUCCUUUUUCCAAUCAGUUUUCAGGGAAAUGGAGAUUUUUUUUUAAUUUGUUUUUUUUUUUUGGUGGAUGAUCCAUCCUUCUGUUACUUUCAGAGGACAGAGCAGACUUCAGACUCCUCUAAUGAUCAGAUCACACAAACCAAGGUGGAAAAAUCCCUUUUUAAUGUAAGGAAAAAACCCCAAGAUUCAUUUCAAACCUGUCCUUUCCUGGUUUUUGUGGUUUUUAGCUGUCAGAGCCAGAUGGGGUGAAUGGGAAUGGAAGGAAUUGCACAAGGGGGCAGGA
Messenger RNA from Ficedula albicollis (Collared flycatcher), 2796 nucleotides. It is a transcript of the gene SLC25A42, whose product is annotated as solute carrier family 25 member 42. The record is from RefSeq and is a predicted model, not a curated record. Bases 253 to 1230 code for a protein of 325 amino acids. Lineage: Eukaryota; Metazoa; Chordata; Aves; Passeriformes; Muscicapidae. The transcript has 7 exons. Gene Ontology annotation, cellular component: mitochondrial inner membrane. Gene Ontology annotation, biological process: transmembrane transport.